Fusarium vanettenii 77-13-4 is the source of this 865-nucleotide messenger RNA. RefSeq lists its product as uncharacterized. The record is from RefSeq and is a predicted model, not a curated record. Lineage: Eukaryota; Fungi; Ascomycota; Sordariomycetes; Hypocreales; Nectriaceae. Gene Ontology annotation, biological process: autophagy of mitochondrion. The coding region runs from base 53 to 637 and encodes 194 amino acids. Gene Ontology annotation, cellular component: mitochondrion. The transcript has 2 exons.
UUUUUUUAAUCCAAAUCAUUAAAACACGAUCGACCGACCAAUUCUUUCAGCCAUGACCUCGACGGGCGUUUCGCUCCUCAAGUUUGUCGGCACCGUUUCGCUCGGCUUGCUGACGGGCGUCUCCUACUCCAUCUCGACCCUCGCCCUCCCCUCGCUCCUCCGACUCCCCUCCUCUUCCUCGGCUUCUCAGGGUCUCACCAUCCUUAACGAUGCUCUCAAGGCUCCCGUCCUAGCCCUCACCUCGCUCGCCUCGGCGCCCUUCCUCAUCAGCUUCUUCCUCGCCCCGCGCUCCGCCCGCCAUCCCUACCUUCUCUAUACGGCCCUCUUCGCCACCCUCUCCUCCGUCGCUCCCACCCUUCUCCCAUCCCCCGCGCCCCGACAAGUCGCUCCCGCAGCACCUCGCCAGUCGUCCCGCGCCAAGAUGGAAGCCAGCUACGAGGUCCUCGGCGACAGCCACAGCGAGCCCGCUAGUGAGGAGGACAUUGACGACGUCAACGGCGAGGAGGUGAGAGCCGAGGUUGAGACCCUUGCACGGAGCUACAUCGCUCGGACGGUGCUCUCUUCCCUGGGCUUCGUCAUGGCUGUUGUUGGUAUUUGGGGCGACGGCGCACCUCAGGCCGUUGUCUACGUGUCGUAAGAGGGCACAGAGGCACAUGACGACCUCUCUGUUAAUGACAUGAUUAAUUGAGGGACAAGAUGCAAUCACAUAGGCGUUCCACUAGUUUUAAAGCAUGAUAUCUAUCUCCCCAGUCGGUUGGGACCAUCUCCUGUCAAUCGCUCCAAAGGAUCGAGCAAAUAGUAUUAAAUCUAGCUAUGAAAGAAACAAAAGAUGUAUUUUCUAUCAACAGUUUAUCACGCAUUCGCA